AAAAAAAACGACCUAAUUAUUAAACGGAAAGUUUUUUGUUAAUAACUUGAAACGUAUUUACUUCUUGUGGCUACUUUCAUGGAAUAUCAUUAAAUACAUAUGAGUCCGUUCACCGCUCACCAUGGCUCCCUUUACCGCUCAUGAUUCAAUAAGAUAUUAUUGGAAGUUCGCAUGGUUUUAUACGAUAUAAAAUAACAUCAAAUGGUAUUUCGAAUUAUCCAGCAUAUUUACUCACAUUUUAGUAGCGGUUUUUAGCGAAAAACAUCUUAUCAAAGAAAAGUGCUCCAUGCAAUUUUAGUUUAGUUUAGCUUCUCGUUGUCAGUCGAUUUGAAACCCAUAUUUUGCCAUAUUAUGCUAAUAAAUAUAGACAGUCUGAACAAAAGCGUGAAAAAGUUGUGAAAAAAGCAGAGCAAAUUUCUAAUACAUACAGCUUUUCGCUUUAAAUACGCAUUGAGAAUUGCUGAUAAGUUUCAAAAAUUAUACUGAAUUUAUACGAACUGUCGGUCGAUUUUUGCAUUGACGUACAUAUAUUGCAACUGAAUAUCACAAUCAAAAUCAAACUUAGCUAGUACGAUUAGUAGCACACUAGAAUUUGCGAUUUAGAGCUAUAUAAGAAUGUAUUAAUCUUAUUAAACAUUGCACUUUGUUACUUUCAGGAUCUUUAAUUGAUCUAUUAUCUGCCUGUUAUCUUUAAAAUAAAUCAAUAAAAUGACGCCACCAAUAAAAUCUGUCGUUAUAGUCGGAGCAGGAACAAUGGGGUCAGGAAUAGCAAUGGUUGCAGCAACAACAGGUCACAAUACUACGUUAGUGGAUAUUGAUCAGUCAUUGCUAGAUAAAGCCCGCUCGCAAAUCGAGAAAAACACCGACCGAUUCGCACGCAAAACAUUCAAAGCUGACCUGGACUCGGCCAAAUCGUUUGUCUCGGAAUCGUUAUCGAAUAUUCGGUAUACUCUUGGGUUGGAAGAAGCAGUCUCAAAUGCGGAUAUUGUUAUCGAAGCCAUCGUGGAAAGCAUGAAAAUCAAGCAACAGUUGUUCAAACGGAUUGAUAAUAUUGCUCCGCCACAUGUGAUUUUCGUAAGCAACACAUCUUCCCUGUCCAUACAGGAAAUGGGAGAAGUUACGAAGCGACAAGAUCGAUUCGCUGGAUUACACUUUUUCAAUCCGGUGCCUUUAAUGAAGCUGAUCGAAGUAAUAAAAACCGAUAAAACUUCAGAGGAAACAUUUGCAACUUUAAUGGCGUUUGGAGGCAGCUUGGGGAAAACGUGUAUCAAAUGCAAGGACACGCCAGGGUUUAUUGUCAAUCGUUUACUCUUCUCCUUGACCUCGGAAGCACAGCAAAUGCUGGAACGCGGCGACGCAACAGCUAGGGAUAUUGACAUGGCCACUAAACUUGGUCUGGGACAUCCAAUGGGACCCUUUGAACUAAUGGACAUGGUUGGAUUGGACGUUACCUUAAGUAUUAUGCAAGAACGUCAGUCUCGUUUCCCUGAUGAUCCGAGAUCUAAACCAAGCCCCAUACUAGAGAAAAUGGUGGCUUCAGGAAAACUUGGUGUUAAAAGCGGUGAAGGAUUUUAUAAUUAUAAAUGAAAGGUGAUUGGGAAAUGAUGAAAA
Molecule: messenger RNA, 1611 nt
Organism: Wyeomyia smithii (pitcher-plant mosquito)
Lineage: Eukaryota; Metazoa; Arthropoda; Insecta; Diptera; Culicidae
Product: hydroxyacyl-coenzyme A dehydrogenase, mitochondrial-like
Exons: 3
Coding region: 709-1587 (292 amino acids)
Biological process (GO): fatty acid beta-oxidation
Cellular component (GO): mitochondrion
Molecular function (GO): NAD+ binding; (3S)-3-hydroxyacyl-CoA dehydrogenase (NAD+) activity
Source: RefSeq, a predicted model, not a curated record